AUGGGUGAUCAUCAUAACAGUUUCAACCUCCCUCCUGGUUUCCGAUUCCAUCCCACCGACGAAGAGCUUGUAGUCCACUUCCUCCACCGCAAAGCCGCCCUCUUACCUUGCCACCCCGACGUUAUCCCUGAUCUUGAUCUCUAUCCAUACGAUCCGUGGGACUUAGAUGGAAAAGCUAUGGGGGAGGGUAAUACGUGGUAUUUUUAUAGCCGGAGAGCGGAAAACCGGAUUACAGAAAACGGUUACUGGAAGAUGGUAGGUGUGGAGGAGCCAAUUUUCAGCAGUGGAGGUCAAAAAGUUGGUAUGAAGAAAUACUAUGCAUUUCACAUUGAUGAACCUCCGGAGGAUACCAAAACAAAUUGGAUAAUGCAGGAGUUCAGGCUUUCUGAUACUGGUUCAAGUAGCAAAUCAUCCAAAAGACGAGGACAUUCCAAGAUAGAUUAUAGGAAAUGGGUAAUAUGUCGAGUAUACAAGCAUGAUUGUGACGAUAACGACGAUGGACCGGAGCUUUCAUGCUUGGAUGAAGUUUUCUUGUCACUGGAUGAUCUUGACGAAAUUAGUUUGCCAAAUUAG
Molecule: messenger RNA, 573 nt
Organism: Ilex paraguariensis (yerba mate)
Lineage: Eukaryota; Viridiplantae; Streptophyta; Magnoliopsida; Aquifoliales; Aquifoliaceae
Source: the annotation of a GenBank genome assembly